Messenger RNA from Argentina anserina (silverweed cinquefoil), 2385 nucleotides. Its product is annotated as protein NRT1/ PTR FAMILY 4.5-like. Gene Ontology annotation, molecular function: transmembrane transporter activity. NCBI's taxonomy places the organism in Eukaryota, Viridiplantae, Streptophyta, Magnoliopsida, Rosales, Rosaceae. Gene Ontology annotation, biological process: transmembrane transport. Gene Ontology annotation, cellular component: membrane. The transcript has 6 exons. Bases 468 to 2225 code for a protein of 585 amino acids. The record is from RefSeq and is a predicted model, not a curated record.
GUUCAACCUUUCAUAUAAGUUUGGGUAUUUGUCAUCUAAUGUAUUCCUUCUAGUUCAACCUUCACAUGCGUAAAGUGACCUGUUUAAUUAUAUCUCAUAUCAUUUUGUAUGAUUAGCAGUAUACUAGAGCUGAAGUUGCUAUCUAAAGCUACGAGAAUGGAUAUUAAAUCUAAACUCAUUGUGUUAUGGGAGAUCUUUCUCAAGGCCGGUUGCGUCGGCUUUUGCUGGGUUGUUAUUGGAACUCCGGAUUUCACUGUUUUUGUUCUUUUACUUAUACAGUUAUAGUAGUUGUACUUAACUGCUUAAGGUGAUGACAUUAUAUUGUACAUUAGUAUCAUAUUAUGCUACCUGGUAGUCUGGUACCAACUCUUUUAUAGGUAUAAAUAGUCGAAACCUCGUCCAUCAUUUGCACAUAGCUUUUCUUCUCCCACGGACUCUUCUACUAGUUCUCUCUUCCAUCCUACAGAAUGGGGUUGGACAGUGAAAUUGGAAUUGGAUCGAACAAAGAGUUUGCAUAUGAUUCAAUGAAGAAACAAGAAAGACAAGGAGGAUUCAAGGCUAACUAUUUCAUCUUUGCAAUGAUGUUCCUGGAUAACAUAGGUUUUGUGGCUAACAUGGCAAGCCUGGUUGUAUACUUCAUGUUUGUGAUACACUUUGACAUUUCUGGCUCUGCUACCACCACAACAAAUUACUUGGGCAGUGCAUUCUUACUUACAAUAGUUGGAGGAUUCAUUUCUGAUGCCUACAUGACUCGCCUCAACACCACUCUACUCUUUGGCGUGACAGAACUGCUGGGAUAUAUGUUGUUGAUAAUUCAAUCCCAUUAUAAAAAGUUGCAACCUUUACCAUGUGGAGAAUCAACCUGUGUUCAUGGCACAAAAGCUUUGCUGUUUUAUGCUUCAAUAUCCUUAAUUGCACUGGGAGGAGGUGGAAUCAGAGGCGCGAUUCCUGCUUUAGGUGCUGAUCAGUUCAACUAUAAGAAACCCGAAGAGCGCAGGCAUAUAGCUAGCUUCUUCAACUGGCUCUUGCUUAGUAUAACCCUUGGGGCAGUGGCUGGAGUCACAUUUGUGGUGUAUGUUAGCACAAUGGUUGGAUGGGACAUCGGCUUUAUCAUCUCCUUGUCCUGUGCUGCUUCUGGUCUUUUCAUUGUUGCUCUAGGAAAGCCAUAUUAUCGUGUUCGAGUUCCAGGAGAAAGUCCUUUGCUAAGGAUUUUACAGGUUUUGGUGGCCAGUGUAAAGAACUGGAAGAUGGAUGUGCCUCAGAGUCCUGAUGAACUACAUGAAUUCACUAAAAAGAAAGAGCGGCUCCCCCACACUGAUCAAUUCAGAUUGCUAGACAAGGCAGCCAUUAACCCUAAAGGUGUCAAUGCUGCAACAGCAUCAAAAUGGAAAGUUUGUACAGUAACACAGGUGGAGGAAGUGAAGAUCCUCACAAGGAUGAUGCCCAUUCUUCUAAGCACAAUCCUCAUGAACACAUGCUUAGCACAACUGCAAACUCUUUCUGUCCAACAAGGAAUCCUCAUGAACACACGCGUUGGCAGUUUUGAUGUACCUGCAGCCACAAUUCCAGUCAUUCCUCUGCUAUUCAUGUCUGUUCUUAUCCCCAUUUAUGAGUUCACAUUUGUUCCCCUUUUGCGCAAGUUUACUGGUCACCCCAAUGGCAUAAGCCACCUCCAGAGAGUUGGUGUUGGGCUUGUGCUCUCAGCUAUCUCCAUGACUAUAGCAGGGUUCGUGGAAGUGAAGAGAAAACAUGAGAUCAUUCACCAUAAUCACAAGAUCAGCCUCUUUUGGCUCGCAUAUCACUAUGCAAUUUUUGGCAUUGCAGACAUGUUCACACUUGUGGGGUUGAUGGAGUUCUUCUACAGAGAAGCUCCUGCUGGGAUGAGGUCUCUAUCUACUUCAUUUUCCUGGCUUUCUCUGUCCAUUGGGUACUACCUGAGCUCAGCUUUUGUAGAGCUCAUCAACUCUAUCACUGGCAAGUAUACAGACAGCAAGUUAGGGUGGCUGGAGGGGCGUGACAUGAACAAGAACCACGUAGACUACUUCUACUGGUUUUUGGCGAUUCUCAGUGUGCUUAACUUUGCAAACUAUCUUUUCUGGGCCAACUGGUACACAUAUAAGAACGAUGUUACUGCCGAUGACGAAAUGCUAAUCAAAGCGGACCAAGUUGGAGCUGCUGAAUCUGAGUCUGCAAGUGCAAGUGUAAGCUUUGUGUCCAACAACUAAGAUGAAGAGAAACAGCAUAACUGAAUGUUUAGGAACUAUGGAUGCAUAGACAAAAUUUUGGGUCCCUAGUUACCGCAGCAUAUCAGAUGAUACGUAUGUAAUGUAUUAAUUGUUGUGGUGUUGAAUGUUGAUUAAUCACAUAGAAAGAUCUGGUUUCAAG